This is a messenger RNA of Rhopilema esculentum, 1559 nucleotides long. RefSeq names its product peptidase M20 domain-containing protein 2. The record is from RefSeq and is a predicted model, not a curated record. Gene Ontology annotation, molecular function: dipeptidase activity. NCBI's taxonomy places the organism in Eukaryota, Metazoa, Cnidaria, Scyphozoa, Rhizostomeae, Rhizostomatidae.
UGAGGGUCAAAAAGCAAAGUACACAUUAAAGGCAAUUGGCCUGCACGGCCUGCAUCAUUAUGCAGUUAGACCACUAACCGACAAAAAGCUGGAUAAUCGCACAGUUUUCAUAGAUGAAGAAUCUAAAGAAUUCAAGAAACCUUGAUCAAUACUAAAAACCGCUAUCAAAAAUUAAUAAUUCAUACUUGUCAAGCUUCUGUGGUCGUGCGGUGUCUUGUCCUAAGAGGUGGUUUUUUUAUAGAACCACAAAUUUGUGUAUUAAACGGGCCAAGCUAAGACAUGGGACUGGCAGAGAAACUGAAACACACUGUUUGUAGUGAAGUUGACAAAAGGCUUGCUGAGCUGAAUGACAUAAGUGAAAAGAUAUGGAAAAACCCUGAGCUUUGUUUUGAAGAGAUUUAUGCUCAUGAUUUGCUUACAGAUAUUUUGGAAAAAGAAGGCUUCCUUGUGUCCAGGAAGACCCCUAUACCAACUGCAUUCACUGCAGUUUAUAAAAAUGGUGAUGGUAUCAAUGCUGGUAUUGUUGUAGAGUAUGAUGCACUUCCUGGCAUUGGGCAUGCAUGUGGACAUAACCUAAUUUCAGAAGCAGGCAUUGGUGCUGCACUUGGAAUCAAAGCAGCACUCAUGUCUGGUGAGAUAAGUGGCCAGUUAACUGUAUUUGGCACACCUGCAGAGGAAGGUGGAGGGGGGAAAUGCAUCAUGAUACAGCAUGGAUGUUUUGACGAUGUUGAUUUUUGUAUUAUGGCUCACCCAUAUGUUGAGGAUAUUAUCUACCACCCAGAGCUAGCAUUUGAACAUAUCCAGAUAACAUAUCAUGGAAAAGCAUCACAUGCAUCAGUUGCACCAUGGCUAGGUUUAAAUGCACUGGAUGCUGUCGUUCAAUGUUAUAAUAACGUGAGCAUGAUGAGACAACAAAUGCUACCUGAGUGCAGAGUCCAUGGAAUAAUAACAAAAGGAGGCGAAAAGCCUAACAUUAUUCCUCAGCUCUGCCAACUUGAGUACUUUGUACGAGGUACUACAGAUGAACAAAGAGAUGAACUGAAGAAGAAAGUCCUUGCAUGUGCUCAGGCUGCAUCAGUUUCAACAGGUUGCAAGAUGGAACAAAAAACUCUUGGCCACCCGUAUUCAAACAUGCUGAUAAACAACUGCCUUGCAAAGCUGUUUGAGCAAAAUGGCCUAAAACUGGACAUGCACUUCAAGGAAAAUCCUCCAAAUAUGGUUGGCUCAACAGAUAUGGGCAAUGUUUCCCAUUUGAAGCCCUCUAUACAUCCGAUGUUCAAGAUACCUACAGCUGGUGCAAACCAUACGGUUGCGUUCACUGAAGCUGCAAUCAAACCAGAGGCCCAAGACCCAACAAUCAAGAUAGCCAAAUGUAUGGCAAUGACGGCAAUCGAUGUUCUUUGCGACAGAAAGAUACUGGAUGCAGUAAAUCAAGAUUUUCAAAAUAAUUCAUAACGAUUUUAGAUUUGUGUAAUGCAUUAUUUAUACUAACUUUUUAGUGUUUUUAACCAUGUGAAAAUUGAGAUAGAAUCUUUUUUAAUGUAGAAUUCAUGUCUUGA